Guillardia theta CCMP2712 is the source of this 385-nucleotide messenger RNA. RefSeq lists its product as hypothetical. Lineage: Eukaryota; Cryptophyceae; Pyrenomonadales; Geminigeraceae. The transcript has a single exon. Bases 26 to 322 code for a protein of 98 amino acids. The record is from RefSeq and is a predicted model, not a curated record.
CACUAACAGCCUCCACACACAAAACAUGCACGCGGGAAUGGAAGAAUUGAUCAGCACGUCAGCGAACAAGAGAUCGUUCAACGAGGAGAUUUCCAAGGAGAAUGCAGACGCCAACAUGGUUAACUACAACAAGUGGGCCAACUUGCUGAGGACCUCAUCCGAUUACCGCUGUCCUGAGGACGAAUGCCAUAACUUCGAUUUUAACGAAGAGAGGCUGCUCUGGGAAAGGGAAUUCUGUCUCAUCAACAACCAACAGCACUUGGAUUAUUGUUUCGUUGAGGAAGCUUCUCCAGAAAUCAACCAAUUCCUCAAGCUCUGGUAGACACCUAUCAGAGUUCUGUUCACUUGUAGAGUAUUUUAGUGUAAAUAAACAAUCACAUCAGUC